Molecule: messenger RNA, 1938 nt
Organism: Monascus purpureus
Lineage: Eukaryota; Fungi; Ascomycota; Eurotiomycetes; Eurotiales; Aspergillaceae
Source: the annotation of a GenBank genome assembly
AUGAACCCACAGGGGAAGAACACGAAGAUGGCCUGGGUACGAAAUGGGGUUAGAAGACCUCUCCUUCAUGACCUGUCUUGGCGACAGCGUUUCAUUUGCCCGGAUGCCCUGGUCCAUAAUAACCCCUUAGUCAUUCCUCAGCUUGCGGUUUUAAGUCCCAUUAUUACGAGGGAGCUAGAAGCCCUGAUGGGGCAUGGUCGAUACUACAUGCAUUUCGGAGUAAUAUCCAUCGAAUGGUUCGAAUCAUCCCAUGACUGGGUCCUUCGGCACGAGUGAAAACACUGGAACGACAAUGGCCGACCCUACACUGACUGUUCUGCGAAACAGUUUGCCCGACUACAAACCGUUCAGUCUACUAGAAGAUCGGGGAUUGAUAGGGGAUUUCUCCCCUGGCUAAUUGGUUGCUAGGACUCCAUAUUCUUUGCCCAUUCUCCGCUCCAUGCAAAAGGGGUCUCUCGGUUACAGUCACUCCAGAGCCAGUGUCAGGUCAGGUCUUGUGUAUAUAUUAGAUAGCUCCAAGAUCCAAGCAGACCCUGUUCCGUUUGAAUACGCUUCCCAAAAAAUUUCCACAGCGGACUCUGUACGGGAACGACAACAAUAAUGAGGUUCUCCCUCUUCUCCCUCGCUGGAGUCACAGCCUUCGCGGCUGCUUCUCUGGCCCAAGAAACCGCUACUUCUACCCUUCCUACCUCUGCUGCCACUUCGACGUCUGAGGCAGCGGCCCAGUUGAGCCAGUUGGCCGACUAUGCCUACAAUAUCACCAAGGAAAACCUGUCUAGCUCGUCGAGCAAGACCAAGAGGAGACGGCGGGGCGGGUGCACUCCCGAAAACCUGCAGAUCCGGAAAGAAUGGAGUUUCUUCUCCAAGGAUGAAAAGGUAGAUUAUAUCGAUGCCGUGCUCUGCUUGCAGAGUACGCCGUCCAAGACACCGGCGGACCUUGUCCCUGGCGCGAGGAGUCGGUACGAUGAUUUCGUCGCGACGCAUAUCAACCAGACAUUGCAGAUCCAUUAUACUGGCACCUUCCUCACAUGGCAUAGAUGGUUCAUCUGGGAAUUCGAACAGGCCUUGCGCAAUGAAUGCGGCUAUAAGGGAACCCUACCAUACUGGGACUGGCCCCGCUCUGCAGAAGUAGGUCUGGAGAACUACCCCGUCUUCGACGGCAGCAUGACCUCCAUGUCCGGCAACGGCGAGCACAUCCCGAACGAAGGCACCGUGGUCAUCAGCGGCAACGGACUCCCCCCAAUCCUCAUCCCACCAGGCACGGGCGGUGGCUGCGUCACCUCUGGCCCCUUCGUCAACUACACCGUGAACCUGGGUCCGGCGUCGCUCACAUUGCCUGGAAACAAGUCAGUGGCCGUGUCGAACCCGCUGGAUUACAACCCCCGGUGUCUGAAGAGAGAUCUCACGACGGCCGUGACGCAGACGUACGCCAAUGCCACCGCUGUCGUGAGCUUGAUCCUGGGUAACGAUGAUGUCUGGGACUUUGAGAUGACCAUGCAGGGUAUUCCGGGCAGUGGCAAUAUCGGUGUCCACGGUGGAGGUCAUUAUAGUAUGGGCGGUGAUCCUGGUCGCGAUCUGUUUGUUUCGCCCGGUGAUCCUGCCUUCUGGCACCAUCACGGUAUGAUCGAUAGGGUGUAUUGGAUCUGGCAGAUGCUCGAUCGGAAGAAUAGGCUGCAUGCUGUUUCCGGCACAGGCACUUUCAUGAAUGAGCCGCCUUCUGCUAAUACCACCUUGGAUACCGUCAUUGACUUGGGUUAUGCUGCUGGCAACCCUAUCCCGGUGGGAGAUUUGAUGAGCACCACUGAUGGCCCGUUCUGUUAUGUCUAUAUUUGAUGGGUGGUUUGGAAUGUACGUGUAUGUCCUUGUGUCUUGAACUGAAAACAUGUAUAGUAUAAGUGUCGUAGGGCAUAAUCUGAUGAAUUCCUACAAUGUAUUUGA